AUGGCCCUGUCGCCGCUCAAGGACUGGCCGAGCGAGCUACUUCUGUCUCUCUUGGAGUUGCUACCCUUGAACGACUUGCUCUCCAUGACGAGUGUCAACAAAGCCAUUCGCACCCUAGCCCUGCCUCUGGUCUACUCGACGGUUGAGGUACGCUGGACCUGGCAUCGCCUGCCGCCUGUUAUCCUGCUCCUGCAAAGUCUUCUCGAGCGACCCGAGCUGUCUGGCUACAUCCGCAACCUGCGCCUCGUGGGAAAUGGGUUCGACGACAGGCCCGAACUCGAGGAGCCGCCCAUCGUCCCCCUCGGCGCUCAUCUGCUCAGCAAGGCAUCCGAGGUCAUCGAAUCCACCAGAGUACCAUUCACUAGGUUUUGGAUCGAUGAGCUGCACUCUGGCAGCGUCGACGCCAUAGUGGCACUACUUGUCGCCAUGGCGCCGAAUCUAACGGCUCUUCAUCUUGGACCCAACUUUACUGUUCGAAGCCGACUCUGGGGAGGCAUGUUUCGAUACGCUCUUUCCGGGCCACCAAACAGUUACAAAUUACCGACAUAUCAUAACCUACGCUUGGUCGAGGCCAGUUGGAGGACAAAAGAAUGGCACCACAAUACCGUCUGCAACGCGGCGGAGGUUCUUGCCCUGUUUUAUCUUCCGCGAAUCCAAAACCUAUCCGUAUCGAUUGACAACCCGGUCGAAUUCGCCUGGCCUUUUUCGCACCCGCCAGCCCCCUCCUCUCUCGUGUCGCUAGACAUCUUCCGGCUGCGCGAAUCACGCAUCGGCCCCGUGCUCUCGGUUCUCAAGGGACUCCAAAGGCUGCAUUGGCACUGGUCGUAUCAGCCAGAUCUCGACGAAGAGGUCAGCAAAGGCGUGCUGGACCUUGACACGGCAGCGAUAGCAUUGAACCAGGUUGCCGCCACGCUCACCGACUUGACGAUUGGUGCCAUCACGCGCCCCAGGAUAUCGGACGGGGAUUACGACCCUCCUCCGCUGGAGCUCCGGGGAUCACUAGAUGGACUUUCCCGCCUGAGUAAGCUUAGAAAACUACGUCUCCCAUGGGUCUUCCUGAUGGGUUUUUCGAAAUCACCCGCUAGGAACCUCUUGAGUGCGCUUCCUUUGAGCCUGGAGCUGCUUGAGCUGACGGCAGACUUGGAUGACCAUGAGGAAUGGGAAUGGCAUGACGACGAUUCUAUUAUCAACGCCAUCAAACUACAGCUUACAAGUCAGUCCAUAUCGCGCUACACUUGUCUGCGGCGCAUUGUUCUGCCAAUUCCUUCCGAGUUUAGCGAAAUGACGGAGCAGCGCGAAAAGGAGCUAUUCACCAUUGGCACGAGGGCGGGACUCGAGUUGGGGUGGAUCGAGGAGUCUGAAGAUGAGGAAGAAGAAUACUAG
Messenger RNA from Cordyceps fumosorosea ARSEF 2679, 1383 nucleotides. RefSeq names its product F-box domain, cyclin-like protein. The transcript has a single exon. Gene Ontology annotation, molecular function: protein binding. The record is from RefSeq and is a predicted model, not a curated record. Bases 1 to 1383 code for a protein of 460 amino acids. Lineage: Eukaryota; Fungi; Ascomycota; Sordariomycetes; Hypocreales; Cordycipitaceae.